AAGAGGAGAUCACAGUUUGAUCAAGUGCUCUGUGGGACUCGCCUUUUUUUUCACCUCACAAAUACUAUAUUUCACUUUUUGCGUUCAGAGAAAACAGAUUUUUCUUUUUUGGUUUUACAAGGGACGAUAAUUUCAGGCACUAACCAAGAUAAUUACUCAGCACCAGCAAAGUCUCUGGCGGUGGAAAUCAUUUUAGCUUAGUCAGUGUGAAAUAUAUAACACAAAGAUGAAUAGUGUGGCAGAUUGGCUCGUGCAGAACAGGGACAAGAUCGAGAAAGGUGUGGAGAUCAUGGGGCAAGCCUCUGAGGUGCUCGCUGCCACUGUGGGCCAGCUUCACCCGGUCUUGGAGGCCGUGUUCGUAGCUUCUGCCGAGUUACUCAGCAACCCGGAGGGCAAAGAGGCCCGCUACAUGACUCAGCAAUUCGAACUGGUCAACCAGCAACUUGAGGGAAUCCAAGAUGAGAUUGAUAAAAUUGCCCUGGAGCUGCAGAGGACGUCGAUGAACAAGCAGAACUUUGAUCGAGAGGCGCAGAUGCUCAGCCAGUAUGAAAAGUUCCAGGACUUUGUCAACGCCAAGCCAAAGUUCAAAGAGAAGAAGAUGGAGAAGUUCCUCAGCCAUUACGAGAACACAGAUGGCGACUUGAACUUGGAUGCCCUCUACAAUGCUGUCACUGGGGAGAACACCUCAGGAGACCCUAUGCUGGAAACAGUAGUCACCACGGAGCAGAGAAGCAGAAGGGCAGUUGAGGAUUUCUGCGCCCGGCUGAAGAAGCUCUUUGUGGUGGGCAUCAUCGCCGUCAUGGGACAUGCCGCCCUCAAGGAAGGGGUGGUGGGAGAGGAGAUGGUGAAGAAGUGGCAGGAACGGAUGGAGGAUGUGGAGAAACGAAUGAAAGCGGCUGUGGAUGACUGUACAGAGAACUUUGCAGACCAAGCAAAGCUGGACAUGGAGCACACUCUUCAGGAGAGCGCCGCCACCGUCAACCAAGACUUCAUCAAAUCCCUUCUGGAUUCACUCGCUAAGAAAUACGACUGGGUGAACUGGUCCAUCAGGGCCUUCAGCGACCGGGAGCGCAUUUUCUUUUUCAACUGGCUGGCAGGAAAGAAGUACCACGGAAGUGGAGGAGCCAACUGGUUUGACAUUUUGACCAAGAACAAGAUCAAAGUGGUGGUCUCUUUCUGUGUUAACCCCAAGCCCAUUAACAAGAGUCAGAUCAUGGAGCAGAUUGAGGGCCAGAAGCUGAAGGGGAACAUGAUGGGAGUGGCUCUGUCUUUGAACAAGAGCUUCCCCAACUGCCUGGUCCAUGCUGUCAGCCAUUACAAGGAGGUGGUGGAGACCAACAACUUCCAUGAGGAUUGUUACUACUAUGGGAAACACAAAAGAGCCUACCUGUGUAUCCACCCUGAAUAGGCUCGCAGAUGUGCAGCUGCGUACAGGAAGAAGUGAACUGCAAAUCAAUUCAUGAAUGUCUUUACCAGAGAACUGGAAAUACUUCAAUUCUACAAAUGUAUUCAUAAAUAUUGAUGCAUAAUCUGUCGUGUUUGGUUUCUGGUAUGUGAUUCACUGUCUUGUAAUGAUUUUUAUUAUUUUACAUGUACAUCUUUUUUUGAUACAGCCGCUUGGGGGUAUUAUAAAAAAAAUUCAGAGCCACAAAUCACCAUGCCAGCUUCAACUUGUUAAGUGUUAUGAAACUCAGACUCAUUCUGUCCAGAUUGGAUAUGACUAGGGUUGGGCGAUAUGACAAAUUAGUCUGUUUCCAGCCAGAGACUUUGCCAUAUGUGUAUACCAAGAUACCUUUACCUUUAAAUUCGUUAAUCCCUUUAACAUCUCUGGGUGUAUCGGACCAUUGUUGGCAACGCUGUAAAUUUUUUGCAUUACUGUGGUUAAUUUGAGUCUCACGGUUCAUAAAUGACAUUUGAAAACACAAGUAAGUGGACCUUGAGUUGCAAUUGUUUCGUCAGCUGCUGUUUGUGAUGUACUUUCAAGCUUCAACAUUCUGGGAAAAGCACUUAUUUACUUUCUUGCAGAGAGUUAAAUGAGAAGAUUGAUACCACUCUUAUACCACAGCUAGGAGAAUGUUGGGUCAGCUUAGCAUAAAGGCUUGAACUAGAGGGAAACAGCUAACCUGCCCCUGUCCAAAGGUAAAAAAAAUCUGCCUACCAGCACCUCUAAAGUUCACUAAUUAAGAUGUUAUAUCUCAUUGGUUUGUUGAUGUCAACAUGAAUAUACACCUAAAGAUGCUCAGAGUAAUGGAAAGUUUGAUCAUGUGCAGUUCCAUGACAGCUCAGCGAAUUUGCUGAUGAAGCCUGUGUGAUUGAGUAGCUGGACCUUGAGCUGAGUUUUGUUAAUUACUUAUUUUAUCCUGCGUCUUGAAUGGAUUUCCAGAAUUAUCUAUACAACAUUUAAACGACCAAAGAAACAAAUGGCAAAUGCUGUGGUUGCAGAUUUAUUGGUAUCACCCACUCCUAGAUAGAUAGAAAUCUGUAUAUAAAAAAAUCUAUUCAAAUAUUUGUGCAGCUUUUGGUACAAAAGCAAAAUCGUCAAUCCACAAUCAAUUCAUCAAGAUACUUAUGUAUAUAUGACUUUAAUUUGUAAUAAACAAAAAAAAAAGAAUGU
Molecule: messenger RNA, 2614 nt
Organism: Chelmon rostratus (copperband butterflyfish)
Lineage: Eukaryota; Metazoa; Chordata; Actinopteri; Chaetodontiformes; Chaetodontidae
Gene: rpz5
Product: rapunzel 5
Exons: 2
Coding region: 227-1408 (393 amino acids)
Source: RefSeq, a predicted model, not a curated record